CACCGCUGUAACAAAAAAAAAAAAACACACACCAAACCAUAAGCUUAAAAGACUGACACAAAUUAUGGCAUCAAUAGAGAUUUGAUGUCUUUGUUCAUCAAAGUACACAUCAACAAAAGCAAAACAUAGACAAAAGAGAGAAAGAGAGAAGCUUUACCUUUCUCUAUAAGGCAAAACAAAACCCUUUCUCCUCUCUCUCUCUUUCUUCAUGUAACUUCACUCCCCUCCCUCCAUGCAUCACUCCUCCGCCGCCGUCUCCGGCGAACUAACAAAACCACAAACUGCAACCGCUCCACUCCAACCACUUCUUGACUUAAUCACAAACGUCCUCUCUCUUCUCCUCCUCUCUUCACUCACCGUCCGUUCUUUCAUCGGACGGUGGCAAAUCCUCCGAUCUAAACUCUUCUCUUUAACCACAUCUCUCUCUUCUUUAUCAGACUCACCUCAUUGGUCACAAAACCCUCUCCUCCACACUCUUCUCCCUUCACUCCUCUCCAAUCUCCAACGUCUCACUUCUCUCUCCGACCAAUGCUCCUCCGCUUCAUUCUCCGGUGGUAAACUCCUCAUGCAAAGUGACUUAGACAUUGCUUCAUCUUCUCUUUCAACUCAUAUAAGUGACCUUGACCUCCUCCUCAGAUCUGGUGUCCUUCACCAACAAAACGCUAUCGUUUUAUCACUCCCACCUCCUUCCUCUGAUAAAGAUGACAUUGCUUUCUUCAUCAAAGAUCUCUUCACUCGUCUCCAAAUCGGUGGAGCUGAAUUCAAGAAAAAGUCUUUAGAAUCUCUUCUUCAGCUACUUACAGAUAAUGAAAAAAACUCAAGAAUCAUUGCUAAAGAAGGUAACGUUGGUUACUUAGUAACUCUCCUUGAUCUCCAUCAUCAUCCCUUGAUUCGUGAACAUGCACUCGCCGCCGUAUCGUUACUAACUUCAUCAAGCGUCGAUUCGAGAAAGACGGUGUUCGAAGAAGGCGGAUUAGGUCCGUUACUAAGACUACUCGAAACCGGAUCUCCACCGUUGAAAACAAGAGCCGCCGUUGCGAUUGAAGCUAUAACCACCGAUCCAGAAACCGCUUGGGGUAUCUCAGCUUACGGCGGAGUAACAAUCUUAAUCGAAGCUGUUAGAUCAGGAUCUAACGAAGUACAAGAACACAUCGCCGGAGCUAUAAGCAACAUCGCCGCCGUUGAAGAAAUCAGAACAAAUCUAGCUGAAGAAGGAGCUGUUACGGUUCUUCUCCCACUCUUAAUCUCAUCUUCAACAUCAACACAAGAGAAGACGGCGAGCUUCAUCUCGUUAAUCUCAUCUUCCGGUGAGUAUUUCAGAGAUUUGAUUGUUAGAGAAAGAGGAUUACAGAUUCUGAUUCGUUUAGUUCAGGAAUCAUCAAAUCCCGAUACAAUCGAACACGCUUUGCUUUCUCUUACUCAGAUCUCCGCCAUGGAUACGGUUUCCAAGGUCUUAUCAUCAUCAACAACGUUUAUAAUCAGAUUAAGCGAAUUGAUAAAACACGGAAACGUGAUUCUUCAACAGAUCUCAUCAUCGCUUCUAUCGAAACUUACGAUUAGCGACGGAAACAAAAGAGCCGUCGCCGAUUGUUUAACCUCGUUGAUUAGGUUAAUGGAAUCGCCGAAACCGGCGGGGUUACAAGAAGCGGCGACGGAAGCGGUGAAGUCGUUGUUGACGGUUAGAUCGAAUCGGAAAGAGUUGAUUAAAGACGAGAAGAGUGUGAUUCGAUUGGUGCAGAUGUUAGAUCCGAGGAACGAGAGGAUGGGGAAUAAAGAGCUUCCGGUGAUGGUUGUUACGGCGGUUUUAUCCGGCGGAAGUUACGCGGCGAGGACGAGGUUGAUGAGUUUAGGAGCUGAUCGGUAUCUUCAAUCUCUGGAGGAGAUGGAAGUUUCCGGUGCUAAGAAAGCGUUACAGAGACUCGCCGCCGGUAAUAGGCUUAAGAGUAUCUUCACUAGAGCUUGGAAAGAUCACUAAAGGUGUGAAGGGAUUCAAAUGUGGAAGAGACCUGGAAAGUGGUGACUUCUACUUUUGACUACAAGUGAAGAUUUUGAUUUCAUACAACACCACACAUCAACAAUCAAUUUUUUUUUUCCUUCACUAAAUAUGAAAAUCCUAAUAUUUUAUUUUUAACUAUUUAUCAAAAGUCAUGGAUGCAGGUUUUUUUGUAGUAUCCUCCUUCUAUAUUUUUCUUUUUGUUUUUUUUUUUUUUUUUCUUGAGGAUGAUCUCAUGUGUAAGGUUCUGAGUGGAGAGCUUUUUUUUUGUUGUUGUUUCCACAUUGUGUGAUAAUAUAUUGUAAAUGACUCUUUGAGUUUUUGAUAUGUAGGAGUACUAAGUAUUGUAAUUGUCUAUUUUGUGAGCAAUCUUAAGAGUGUUGAUCUUUCUUGUA
Capsella rubella is the source of this 2388-nucleotide messenger RNA. Its product is annotated as armadillo repeat-containing protein 3. The coding region runs from base 233 to 1975 and encodes 580 amino acids. NCBI's taxonomy places the organism in Eukaryota, Viridiplantae, Streptophyta, Magnoliopsida, Brassicales, Brassicaceae. The transcript is spliced from 2 exons. The record is from RefSeq and is a predicted model, not a curated record. Gene Ontology annotation, molecular function: protein binding.